Molecule: messenger RNA, 1803 nt
Organism: Olea europaea var. sylvestris
Lineage: Eukaryota; Viridiplantae; Streptophyta; Magnoliopsida; Lamiales; Oleaceae
Product: histone-lysine N-methyltransferase ATXR2
Exons: 15
Coding region: 95-1504 (469 amino acids)
Molecular function (GO): protein binding; methyltransferase activity
Source: RefSeq, a predicted model, not a curated record
GCCUUUUGAUACCCCUGCCUAAGUUAAAAAUUGUCUUCACCGCUAGCUAGUAAACCAACGAACGAGCAGAGGAGCUUUGUUGUGAGGUGAAUUAAUGGCUGCCUCCGUUUGCCCAAUUGAUUCGCAAUAUACGGACCAAAUCUCUACCCUUCUCAAGUCUCCAUCUCCUCAUCAAGUCAAGGAGUAUUUCCAAGAGCUUAUAGCUGAAAGGAAAUGCAAGGGAAUUAGAGUAAACCCAGAAGGCGAACACGGAAAGGGAGUUUAUGCUGAUUUUGAUUUUAUAGAAGGGGACCUUAUUUUGAAGGAUCAAAUGCUUGUUGGUGCCCAACAUUCUUCCAAUAAGAUUGAUUGUUUAGUUUGUAGCUUUUGCUUCCAAUUUAUUGGCUCGGUAGAGCUUCAAAUUGGGAAGAAGCUUUAUUUGCAAGAGCUAGGCAUCUCUGCAGACAAUGAAUGUGGUCCUUCUGAUAGAACAGAAUGUUCUUCUGGUAGUUUUAUUGACAGGAGUCCUCUCCUUCAAGAUACUAUCGAAUCAUUAAUGAAUGGUUCUAUGCGAUUACCUUUCUCUGAGAAGUUCCCUCUGCCUUCAGUUGUUUCAUGUCCCGGUGGAUGCAGAGAAGCAUACUACUGCAGCGAAUCAUGUGCCAAGGCUGAUUGGGAUUCAUUCCAUUCUUUGCUUUGUACUGGGAAGGGAUCAAAAUCAUCAAAUAUAAAGGCACUUCUGAAAUUCAUUCAACAUGCUAAUGAAACUAAUGACAUUUUCAUCCUAGCUGCCAAGGUUAUUUCGUUUAGCAUUCUGAGAUACAGGAAACUGAAAGUUGCACAGUGUGAAAAUCCCGAGAAACACGAUUCCAUGAAUCUUUGUACCAAUUAUGGUUUUCCAUUGCUGUUAGAAGCAUGGAAGCCUGUAUCUAUGGGAUACAAGAGAAGGUGGUGGGACUGCAUUGCUCUGCCAGAAGAUGUUGACUCUUGUGAUGAAGCUAUGUUCAGAAUGCAAAUAAGGGACCUGGCAUUCACGUCACUGGAGAUCCUGAAGGAAGCCAUGUAUGACAAGGAAUGUGAGCCGUUAUUUUCACUUGAAAUCUAUGGUCAUAUAAUUGGCAUGUUUGAGCUAAAUAACCUUGAUUUGGUCGUAGCUUCUCCAGUGGAGGAUUACUUCUUGUAUAUUGAUGAUCUUCCAUUCUCAGAAAAGAAAGAAGCUGAGAAAAUUACAAAACCUGUUCUUGAUGCUCUUGGUGAUGACUAUUCAAUUUGUUGUCAAGGCACUGCCUUUUUCCCUCUGCAGAGUUGUAUGAAUCAUUCUUGUAUUCCUAAUGCUAAAGCAUUUAAACGAGAAGAGGACCGGGAUGGCCAAGCAACCAUAAUUGCUCUUAAACCGAUUUCCAAAGGAGAAGAGAUAACAAUAUCAUACAUAGACGAGGACCUUCCCUAUGAAGAGAGACGGGCUUUACUUGAAGAUUAUGGUUUCCUAUGUUUAUGCCCCCGAUGUUCUGAGGAAGGAUCAUAGAUGAGAAUUGGAUCUAUACUUCACAGAUCCACGAACAAGACAAACAUUUUGCAGCUAUUAAGGAGAUGGUGUAUAGUAAGAUAUUUGUUUUACCUAUAGAUGUUAGACGUCAAGGUUUACAUAAGAAUCAAGGAUCUUUAGCUCCUUCAUUUGAUCUUAGUUGAUGAAAUUUUGAGAUAAUUGACUUGCCCAGCCUAUGCAAACAACUUGAAACAUUCUGCAGGAGAGAUACGUUGAUGAAAUGAUUAUUUUCGGGUGUUUGGAUUCCUAAGAAUCAUAACGUUUUCCUGGUUACGAAA